AUGGCAGAAGCCAUUGCUUUGCCAGACAGCGACAAGUCAGUUUCACUGUUGCUACUGGGAGAUCCAGAAUGUGGCAAAUCAACAUUUCUAGCUCGCCUCAAGAACGGAGGCUCAUCGCUACAAACACACCUGGGGAGUAGACCCAACACCAUGGUACCAUUGCGAGAUGAAGAUCAGCCUUUCAUUUACGACAUUCGAUUCUCGAAGAAGAAAUUUACCCUAGAGCUGUAUGACACAGCAAACCCAAACCAGCACUGGUCAAGUCUCCAGCCUGAUGUGGUUGUACUGGCAUAUGACAUCUCAAAUCGGGCUACACUCGAUGGACUCAAAGCCUGGCGAAACGACAUCACUCGGUACUUCCAGUAUGGCCAUGGUGAGCGUCUACCGGUCAUGAUGCUGGGCUUAAAGAGGGAUCUUCGAAGGGAGGGCGACGGGAUUAUAUAUCCUCAAGAGGGCUACCGUAUUGCACAAGAGCUUCGCUGUGAUAGGUAUGCAGAAUGCUCGGCUGUUACUGGCGAGCUACUUGCAGAGACAUUCGAAGAUCUAGCAAGACUGGCGGCGAUGACAACUACUGAAGAGGGUGGACAGAGUGCUGGUACUUCUUGUAUAAUUCUCUAA
Penicillium salamii is the source of this 618-nucleotide messenger RNA. The record is from the annotation of a GenBank genome assembly. Lineage: Eukaryota; Fungi; Ascomycota; Eurotiomycetes; Eurotiales; Aspergillaceae.